Solanum verrucosum is the source of this 615-nucleotide messenger RNA. RefSeq names its product F-box/kelch-repeat protein At3g23880-like. The transcript has a single exon. NCBI's taxonomy places the organism in Eukaryota, Viridiplantae, Streptophyta, Magnoliopsida, Solanales, Solanaceae. Bases 1 to 615 code for a protein of 204 amino acids. The record is from RefSeq and is a predicted model, not a curated record.
AUGAAUUUUGGUGCAGCUAUGAAUGGUCUUCAUGAGUAUACUCUUAAAGAUUUUACUCCUACUUCCUUACUUUAUGAGUCUGUAACUGAGGCAUUUGACUUGGAUUACCCGUACAAGAAAUUGCCCAAAUAUUUUUCGAUGGUAGGUUCUGUCAAUGGAUUGAUUUGUCUUGCCAUUGAGGAAUAUGACUUGGUUCUAUGGAAUCCAUCAAUUAGGAAGUACAAAAAAUUGCUUGAUUCUAAACCUACAUUAAUGAAGAAAGAUUGUUGGCCUUUAUAUGGUUUUGGAUAUAAUGAAUUCCACUAUGAUUAUAAGGUAGUGGCUAUUUUUUUGAAAUAUAGCAGUCGGGAUCAAGUUGAGGUUAAAAUAUAUUGUUUACAUAGUGAUUCUUGGAAAUGUGUUGAUGAAUGUCCUAUUAAGAAGCUAUUAAAUAUAUCGGGCAAGUUUGUGAAUGGGAAACUUUAUUGGAUUACUCAUGGCCCUGAUUUGUUUAAUAUGUAUAAAGACGGGAACAUCAUUUCUAUUGAUUUAGCUGAUGAGAAAUGGGGAAAGGUGGAGCAACCCUCCUAUGGAGUAAAGACAUUUUUCUUUGAGUUUUGGAGUGUUUGGAAGUGA